This is a messenger RNA of Phascolarctos cinereus (koala), 8315 nucleotides long. RefSeq names its product cell adhesion molecule L1 like (gene CHL1). Lineage: Eukaryota; Metazoa; Chordata; Mammalia; Diprotodontia; Phascolarctidae. Gene Ontology annotation, cellular component: axon; plasma membrane. Gene Ontology annotation, biological process: axon guidance; cell-cell adhesion; brain development. The record is from RefSeq and is a predicted model, not a curated record. Gene Ontology annotation, molecular function: cell-cell adhesion mediator activity.
CAAGGCGGGACGGGAGCUGCCUGUCUUGUCUUGUGCCAGCUACAGGAGGGGGUGAGGCGGAGCCUCCCCGACGGAUUCGCGUGCUGCUGCCAGCCUGGGAGAGGCUGGUUACUCCCCGAGGAGCAGCAGCGGCAAACAAGAGGCUCUUAACCACGAAAAGUCAGCCUCCCUCCUCUCUGCUGGGGUGGCAGAAGAACUUUCCUUUGGGGAGUCACGGAAUCUGAUCUCGCCCAGGAAGGCCAAGGAGGUGCAGUAAACUGCAAACAAUGAUCCAGGCUUAAGCCUUCAGAGAAAUGUCAUACUGAAAAUAAAAGAAGUUAAAUUUACUGGUUCAAAUCCUCUACUUCCUUUGGAAUACAGGGUGAAAGAACUUCAGUCACCUUUCCUUCUUACUAGACUGCCAGCCUCCUACAGCUAUGAAGAUGCAGCUAACCCGAAGAGGAUACAUUAGAUGUCUGCUUUUCUUCAUGUUAAAAUUAACGACAGCCAUUGAAAUACCAAUCUCAGUUAAACAGGUCCCAACAAUCACAGAACAGUCAACAGUACAAGUCGCAUUUCCUUUUGAUGAAUACUUUCAGUUUGUCUGUGAAGCCAAAGGAAACCCAGAACCAACGUUUCAUUGGACUAAGAAUGAGGAGCCGUUUAGUCUCCUCUCUGACUCACGGAUCGUUCCAUCUAAUAGCACAGGCACUUUCAAGAUCAUGAAUGAAGGACAUAUCACUCACUUUCAAGGGAAAUACCGCUGCUUUGCUUCUAAUGAAUUAGGAACUGCCAUGUCAGAAGAAAUGGAGUUCAUAGUUCCAAGUAUACCUAAAUUUCCAAAGGAAAAAAUUGAACCUCUGGAAGUAGAAGAGGGAAAUUCAAUAGUCCUACAUUGCAAUCCCCCCAAAGGCAUCCCUCCACUUCAUAUAUACUGGAUGAAUAUUGAUUUGCAGCACAUCCCGCAGGAUGAAAGAGUGUACAUGAGCCAGAAGGGAGAUUUGUACUUUGCAAAUGUGGAAGAAAAUGACAGUCGGAGUGAUUACUGCUGCUUUGCAGCCUUUCCAACAUUGCGAACUAUUGUGCAGAAGAUGCCAAUGAAAUUGACAGUGAACAGUUUAAAGCAUGCUAAUGACUCGAGUUCACACAGACAGAAUGUUACUAAGGCAAAUUCAAUCAAGCAAAGAGAGCCCAGAAUGCUUUUGCCUCCUGAAACUUCUGGCAGUCAUUCUUCAGUCACCAUCAUCAAAGGGGGGACACUGCUGUUGGAGUGUUUUGCUGAAGGCCUGCCCACUCCACAGAUCACUUGGACUAAAGUGGGUGAAGAUUUGCCCAAGGGAAGAGAAGAACAAGAAAAUUUUGGAAAGACUUUGAAGAUUGAACAGAUCACUCACAUAGAUAAAGGACAUUAUCGUUGCACGGCCAAGAAUUACAAAGGGACUGCCAUGCAUGAAUUCCGAGUCACGGUCGAAGAACCUCCUCGCUGGACAAAGAAACCUGAAAGUGCUGUGUACAGCAUUGGGAACAAUGGGAUCCUGCUAUGUGAAGCCGAGGGAGAACCAACCCCUGAAAUAGAGUGGAAAAUCAAUGGCUUACCCGCUGAUAAACAGCACCCCUUGCCUGGUAUUGUGUUCUUCCCAGGAGAGAUCAGUUUCACCAAUAUGCAGUUGAAUCAUACUGGUGUGUACCAGUGUGAAGCCACAAAUGUACAUGGCAAAAUUCUUGCUACUGCCAAUAUCAAUGUUUUAGAUAUUUCUCCAUUGAUGCAAACCCCAGAUGAUGAAGGAUAUGCUUCUGUUGCUGGUUACAGUGCUUUCUUAUUUUGUGAGGUUUUUGCCUCACCUCCUGCAGUGAUUACUUGGCAAAAGCCAUCAAAAGUUGAAAGGCUUGAAGGCCCACAUUACACUACACAUCAAAAUGGAACCUUAGAAAUCAAAGACACGACAAAAGAAGAUGCUGGCCCUUACACUUGUUGGGUGAAGAGUCCUCGAGGAGAGGUGGCAGUCACUGCCCAUCUGUCAAUUAGAGAUGCUACAAACCUUACCAUUUCUCCACUGAAUCCUCAUAUCAUCAAGUCUCACUUGCUAGUUUUGCACUGUGAGACAGAGUGUGAUUCACAUUUGAAGCACAGUUUGAAGUUAUCUUGGAGUAAAGAUGGGGAAGCCCUUGAAGCUAAUGGAACUGAAGAGAUCAGCCGGAUAAUUAUUGAUGGAGAUAAGCUGACUAUAUCAAAUGUCACUUUAGAGGAUGAAGGAUUGUAUUCUUGCCUUGCUAAUACUGCACUUGACAGAGCCAUGGCUACAACUCAAGUCACCAUCCUUGAUGUUCCUGAUCCACCAGAAAAUCUCUAUCUCUCUGAAAGGCAGAAUAGGAGUGUGCGGUUGACUUGGGAAGCUGGAGAUAGCCACAACAGUGCCAUAACUGAAUUCAUUAUAGAGUUUGAAGGCAAUAAAGAUGAGCCAGGAAAGUGGGCAGAAUUAACUAAAAUCCAAGGAAAUGAAACAACAGCCCUGUUAUCUUUGGCACCAUAUGUAAAAUACCAGUUCCGGAUAAUAGGUGUAAAUGCUGUGGGAAGGAGUCUACCAAGUGAGCCUUCUGACUAUCAUGAAACUCCACCUGCAGCUCCAGAUAAGAAUCCAGAAAACAUAAGAGUUGAAGCAUCUCAACCCAAGGAAAUGUUUAUCAAGUGGGAGCCACUGAAAUCCAUGGAACAAAAUGGACCAGGAUUAGAGUACAGAGUUACAUGGAGACAACAAGGAGUUCCUUCAGAAUGGUCUGAUGAGUUGGCCACAGAUAAUACCUUACGAGUAAUGACCUCUUCUGUCUUUACUCCUUAUGAUGUCAAAGUUCAAGCAAUUAAUCAACUUGGCUCUGGGCCUGAGCCGCAGACCAUAACUGUAUAUUCUGGAGAAGACUAUCCUGAUGCAGCUCCUUUGUUGGUAUCAGCAAGAGUUAUAAACAGUACCCUAAUUAACGUCACCUGGGACAGAAUUCCAAAAGAGAGAGUACAUGGACAUUUGAGAGGAUAUCAGAUCAAUUGGUGGAAAACAAAAAGCAGAUUGGAUGACAGGAAAUUCCCCAAAGAAAUUAAAACUCUAAGACUGCCAGGAGACAGAAGCUAUGGAAUGGUUCCUUCACUAGACCCAUUUAGUGAAUUCAAGUUAACAGUCUUAGCCUACAAUUCCAAAGGUGCUGGACCAGAAAGCGCUCCAAUUUCUUUUCAAACUCCAGAAGGAGUACCUGAACAGCCUACUUUCCUCAAGGUUAUACAUGCUGACAAGGACACCGUUGUAUUAUCCUGGGGAUUGCCCAAGAAAGCACAUGGCAAUUUAACUGGCUACAGUUUACAAUAUCAGAUAAUCAAUGACACAGAUGAGAUUGGAGAACUAAAGGAAAUCAACAUCACAAACCCUUCAAAACUCAGUUGGCGUGUUCCAGAUCUUAACUCCACCACCAAAUAUAAAUUCUACUUGAGGGCAUGUACUUCCAAAGGCUGUGGAAAACCCAUAACAGAGGAAGGCUGCACAAUAGGAGAAGGGAGUAAGAGUGUCGGGAAGAUUUCAGAAGCAGUAAAUCCUACCCAAAAGGUUCACCCUCUUGAGACAUUUGACCCUGAAUCUGAGCAUACAGUUCGUCUAGUGACUAAGAAUUGGGUUGAUAACAAUAGCAUUUUUGAAGAUGUUAUUGAGACAAGGGGGAGAGCAUAUGCGGGUUUGUAUGACAACAUCUCUACCCAAGGAUGGUUUAUUGGACUGAUGUGUGCCAUAGCUCUUCUUACAUUGAUAUUAUUAACUAUUUGCUUUGUGAGAAGGAACAAAGGUGGAAAAUACUCAGUGAAAGAGAAAGAAGAUUUACAUCCAGACCCAGAAGUUCAGUCAGGAAAAGACGAAACCUUUGGCGAGUACAGUGACAGUGAUGAAAAACCACUUAAAGGAAGCCUCCAGUCUCUAAACAGAAACCUCCAAGCCACAGAAAGUGCCGAUAGCUUGGUGGACUAUGGAGAAGGAGAUCACGGCCUAUUUAAUGAAGAUGGAUCAUUUAUUGGAGCUUACACCGGGUCUAAGGAGAAAGGAUCAGUGGAGAGUACUGGAAGUUCAAUGGCAACUUUCCCACUUCGUGCAUAAACUUUGUGUACAUAAACCGCAUGAGACACUCACCUCAUUUUUUCCAUAUUGAUCUGUAUGAGUAAGCAAAUUCUUGUCUACGGGACAGAACUGGGUUUAACCAGGAUCAAACAUCCAGCAAGUAAGCCAAGAACAAGUCACUGCCAUUGACAGACAAGAGAAAAUUCUUCUGGCCUGUGUUGUCAUGGGUUGAAUUCAAAGAAGAAUGAACAUAACCAUAAUGAUUAGAUUAAACUUAGUUGGACUCAAAUAAUGAGUAAUCAGUGUUCCCUUCACGUUCCUGUUCUGGGCUGUCCCAUGUGUUCUCAUAACUUCUCUUGACUUGUAGAAUUUUAUACACAUUCUAUACACACCCAUUCAUUCAGUUUCAUAGGAUUGCAUGGCUUGACUUUAUUUUUUCCUAGCUGUUGAAAAAUGAAAGAAACACAGGUUAUUUAAAAACAACAACAAAAAUAAAAACACUGAAGAAACCAAGUCCAUGUUUAUUAUUUAAAAUUGUUCUGUUUAAGAUAUUCUGCAUGACCCAUAAAUUGACAAGUAUUUAUUUGUCCAACACUGGUUAUUGGAGACAAUGAUAUUUAAGUCAUUAAAUUGUGGCUAGUCAAAUCCAGUUUGAUUUCUGGUUUCUCCUUACUAUGGAGUCUCUGGAUAUCUGGGCUUCUUUCCCUUGGACUAAAAUACCUAUAAGGCACCACUGGACAUGGACUUAGGAGUGAGCAGGCCUAAUGUUCCCUUGCUUGGGAAUGGUAACCUGGUUUCUGCUAAAACUCAUUCAAAGACUUCAUUUCUAAACUGACUCCUUUUACCUGUAAGGUGUAAUUAUAAUGAUAUGCUAGCAUAUAUUUUAUGAAUGGAGUGGACACAUUCUGGUGAUAUUUACACAAUACAAAAUAUAGAUGUGGUUUUAGCUUUUAUUUUGAAGUGAGGCACAUUAACAUAAGAAUUUAUACAGCUACAGUACAGAGUAAGAGCUACUGUUUUACACCAUACCAGAAUUUCACUAUUCAGAAAUCAAUAAAGCAAACUUUCAAAUCAGAAGAAACUGCGUAAGAUUUUUUUUCAAAAUAAAAUAACUUGUGAAAAUUAAGUGAAUUUUUGCAUAUUUUUCAAAAUAUGCUUUUGUUGGUUGUUAAAACACCACCUGUUUACUAUAGAAAUUCCUGUGUAUGUGUUUCUCUGCAUCUUACAUUGAGCAUCAUUAGAAUUAGAAUUGUCUCCAUAUCACUUCUUUUUGAGAAAACAUAGUGAUUUCUUUAAAUGUAUGAAUUGGCAUUUGACCUAUUAAUUUUAUUUUCAAAUUAACUUAUUUUUAAAUUGGCAUUAAGCAAUCCAUAUGAAUCUCAGUCAGCUGAAAUAAUGACUCCGUUACAUAUGCUUCAACCUAAAUCUGUUAAUGAAUGUUCAGAAAAUUUGAACUUUGAUUGAAAUACUCCUUCCUCUUUCAUGGACAAAUAAUUGGUUUGUUGAAUAGACAAUAUGGCAAUGGAACUGGAAGUUUUCUUGUUUCUUUUUUUUAAACUAUCACUAUUAUAUAAAAGGUAUAGGCAAAACAUUAAAUUGAUAAUAUGGAAGUGUUUGCUAUAGUAGCAGGUACUUACUAAAGUAAAUGAAGUGUGCUUUUUCAGGCUUUGUUGGAACAUUAGAAUGUAUAUAUCCAAGAAUGUCCAUUUGUAAAUUACCUUUAGGUGUCCAUUACAAAAACCUUGCAAAAUUACAAAUAUCCUCUAUUCUAUUUAGGAAAAAUAACACAGAACUGGCUUUAAUAAUACUUGAGACUAUACUUUGUGAUUUGCUCCUGAUUCUCCUAUAAAUUUCUCUCCUUGGGGGUAUUGGCCAAAGGGUAUUUUUUAAAAAGUCCCAUGAAAGGUGAUGCCUCCUUUAAGUGGUGCCAGUAAGACUUCUCAUUUUGGUGGAGUUAUUAGAAAUCAAGCUAAUUCUGACUUCAUCCAUCUCCCCUUCUACCCUCAUGCCUUAAGGAAAAAGGCAACUACUUGGUAUUCUUCCUACCUGUAUGAGGGUCUAGAGUCAUCUUGACCCCACUCAAUAAAUGGUCAGUUUGUGUGGUGGGGAAUAAAAGUCAAAAAAGGAGGAUGUUCUGAUCACUUUUUCUAAAUGUUCUGUAUUCUCAAGUACAGAAAGGGGAGAGUGUAUGAUGUCCCUACAUUUUCACGUAGUUCCAUGGGAUAAAACAGGGUUUGAGAUUUGUGUGUGGUAGUGCUCAACAGUCUUCUCUUGGAACAGUAACCAAUUGGAUGUGUCUAAAAUGGUACGAACCAGUGAUCUUGGCUAUAAUGUCUUCUCUUUCUCACAUAAAUCAUUUUGGUGGGCUAUAAUGGAUUAGCAAUGAACCACUCAACUUUGGAUUAUCUAAAAGAGUUUACUAUAAAUUAUGGCACAUAAACACGUAUAGAAUACAAAUUGUUAAAUGGUAUUUGUCAUGUAGUUUACAAACCAGGAUUGCUUUUCUAUUAAACCUUAUGAGCAAAUUGUUCACUAUGUUUUCUUUCUUAUGCCUCAGGAUCCAAAAUAUAUAUAGUGUCAUUUAAGUGCAAUGAAAGUUUAAAAAGGGUAAUAGUAUUUGAGAAAUAUGCCCAUUAAGUGUCAAAUUAACCUAAAUGCUAAGGCCCUAGCUUAAAUCUAGCACUUUGUUCUCUAGUGAAUUUCCUUUCUGUAUUUUAUUAACUUUUUGCAAUCCCUAAUUUAACAGUCUGUAAAUUAUGGUAGAAAGUGUCUAAAAUAUUUAUAUCUUAAAGCAUGCUGUUGGAAAUCACCAAAAGCUUCUUUCUUUUAAAGGUAGCUGAAUUGUCAACUAAUGUAGUACUUUACUGAGUUUCCCCAAAUCACUUGUUAAGAUCCUGUUUUCUACAUUAUAUAUACCACUGUAUGUUUUGAGUGAGCUACCCACUGAAGUUCUAUAUUCAAUCACAUUCUUGUGCAUUUCAGUGGAAGGGAAAGGACCAAGGUGCACUGAAUCCAAAACUGGGAAGUCUGAGUUCUCUUUGGAAUUCUGCCAUUCACUUUCGGAGUAGCCUUAGGCAUGUCCCUAAACAAUUCUAUACUUAAGAUCUUUUCAUCAAUAAAGUGCUGCUGAGAAUCUGCUACCUGCUAUACCACAGGGCUAGUUGUUUCUAAUUAAGAAUAAUUAAUGUCUGAGAAAGGCUAAAAAAGUCUUCAUCUUUUCAAGCAAAAGGUAUGAAGAUUAUAAUUCUUUCUUUGAAAUUAUGGAGAUAAUAAACAGGGAUUUCUGCAUACAAUUGGUAACAUUCUGACAUCUCCCUAUACUUAAAUUUCUCAUUGAGUUAAGUAGGAAUUGUGAAUAAGAUCAUACAAACAUAUUCAGACAUUCAAAUAGGUACGCAGACCAUAGCAAUUCAAUACUUUUUUUUUCAGUGAGCACAACAUAUAUAUAUUUUUAUAAAAAAAAAAUACAGGAAAUUAAAAAGGUGCCUACCGUCCAGCAAGCAGCAUAAUUUGUAUGUGCCGUUACAAACUAAUAAUUGCUAAAAAGAGGAAACUUAAGCAGGGUCUUUCCCAUAUAAAAUGUUCUUUUUUUUCCCACUAGUUUUACAUGCAUAUUUAUAAUAACAUGUUUGUGAAUUAGGUGCAUUUAGUCUACCGGGCAUAAAGGCAUCCAAUAUUUUAACUACACCUAGAUUUAUAAACUAUGAUGUGUAAUGAAAUUAUCUGGAAGUCUCAAAUAAUAUUUUUUCCUAUUUUAUAGUCACAGAAUAAGAGAGAAUCUAAAGACAAAGGACAGAUGGACAUUUUGUUUCCUUUAAAAACCUAUAAAAUCAAAUUGUCAUUUGAAAACCUAACUAUGUUUACAUAUCAUUAAGAUCAAAACACUUGUAAAAACUUUCCAACGGAUGAUAAGGGGAUUCAAUAUGUAACCAGGGCUCAUUGAUUCCAGUUUCCAUUUAGUGAAAUAGGUGGGGUUGAGCCAAAGCAUACUUUAUUUUAUUUUGGAUUUAUGAUAUUUUAUUACAUCAUCUGAAGAGGGAAAAGGACUGUGUAAACUAAGUUAAUCUGACUGCUUUUUUUCAGAUUAAUAUUCUUAGUGAAACUUUAUUAAAGUUAAAAAAAAUAAAAAUGUGUUUGUAUUGUAGUUGCUGUUUGUAUCAUGUUUAUGUAUAUGUAUGGUUUCAAAAAUAGUUUGAUUAUACAUGAAAUUCAACUUUUCUAAUAAAAGUUCAACUUCAUGUAAUCUAAAAA